Molecule: messenger RNA, 1206 nt
Organism: Caenorhabditis elegans
Lineage: Eukaryota; Metazoa; Nematoda; Chromadorea; Rhabditida; Rhabditidae
Gene: srb-17
Product: Serpentine receptor class beta-17
Exons: 9
Coding region: 1-1092 (363 amino acids)
Biological process (GO): sensory perception of chemical stimulus
Cellular component (GO): membrane
Molecular function (GO): transmembrane signaling receptor activity
Source: RefSeq, marked reviewed
AUGCCCAAAACGAAACUAGCUUCGUCAGUAGAACUUUCAUUCGAAGAGCCUGAACUAUUUGUCCACAUGUACGAUUUUGCUGUGGAAAUCACCGAUGAAUUUUGUCAAAUUGCUUUUCCUGGAGCAUUUCAUCCAGCUUUCCUGCUAGUAAAACUGUAUCAUAUUCUACUUUCUGUAAUAUCAAUGGGUUCGAUAAUUUAUUUUUUCCUCAACUACAGUAAUCUUUUGGCGUUUCACUUCAAUAUCAAGAUUCUAUUUUUCUUUCAAUUCUGUUCAUGCUUUCUUCAAUCAGCCACUCUAGCCAUAUCUCAGACGCAUCACCUAGUUCUUGCUCUUAUCGCCAAUGGACCUUGUGACGUCAUUCUUGCUCCGGCUCUUUUUGCGUUGUUCAAUCUUCCUUUAAUCUUUUCAAUGCUUUGCAUGGAGUUCUCACAAGUUUUGAUGGUUAUUGAAAGAACGUUGGCAAGCUGUCUGUUCGUAUGUUAUGAGAAAACUACAAAAACAAUCGGAUUUGUACUCACAUCUUUUGCGGUAAUCGUUCCGGGAUUAACAUGCCUUUAUAUGUAUUAUGAUGAUAAAUUCAACUAUCCACAAAUGAGUGCAAUGGCAACUUCACCGUCCAGUAAAUUGAGAAUAAAUUACAUUUUUAUCACUAUAAAUGUGUUGAAUGUUCUGACAUUGAUGCAUUCAAUCGGGUUGUAUCGUCAUAAUAAACAAAAGAUAAACAUGGUGAAAGGCCGUGAUCAUUUUAUUCUUUCAUCUCGUUUUCAAAUGAACGAAAAUGUCAGUUCAUCAAAGCUUUUGUGGCGGCUUUCGUGUGCCCAACUGAUUAUUUUCUUGCUUUAUGGAUGUGCAAUGUACAGUUUGAGAAUCUUUUUACCAGGAGAAAGAAGUGCAGUUUGGCAAGCGGUCACUGAAUUUUGUUAUACUCCGCCACUCUACUGUGCCAUUAUGCCACUUAUCUGCAUAGUGUGUGCUCAAAACUCAUUGAAGCAACGCAACUCCAAAGUUCAAUCAUUGAUUACACUCCGGUCUGUGGGACAAGAGGGAUGGGAUAAUUAUCAAGGGAUGCUGCAAAAGCAAUGGGAAUGAAGAGAAUCCGAUCAACCCUUGAAGUCAAUCAAGACUAAAAGUCUCAUUUUCGACCAUUUUUCAAAAUUUCAAAUCAGACAAUGUUUUCUUUUUUACGAUAAUUUCAAAUACAUA